CAGAGUCGAUGAUCGAGCUUGGAGGGGGUCCAGCAGGGAUACGGCCUGCUGCACCACAACGCCACGCCCCCGUGCGCGCAUCGCAGCCCACCCGCUCCAUCAAUCUUGUUUUUUGGGAGUAGUCUGGGUCUGCAUAGUACCUCCGCUCACUCCUCAACUUCUGCGUUCACUUCUCCUCUCUGUGUUGGGAUAACCGUCUGAACGUCAACCACCCUAACACUCCGUUUCCAACCACCUCUCUAUAACCAAACGUCACACGCAUUCCGCCCACCAUGUCUGACCGGGAAUCCGACUCCGAGCCCCAUGAGCGCACGACGAUGCAGCAGCAGAAGGCCAUCAAUGCGAAGAAGCUGGCAAAACGAGAAGCUGGCCAACAGUCCGCACGCUCACGAUCCGCCUCUCGACGUGCCCGGCGACAGCGCAUCCAGAAGGGCAUCGAAGAAGGCAAAUACAUGAAGACGACGUCGCUGGAGGCUCUUGAAGAGGCUGAUGCGAGCGGUGAACUGGACCAGAUGGGAAUGUUCGAACGUAUCGGUCCCGACAGUACGUCCAUGGACGGCCCCGUCACUAAAGCGCGCGCUAUGCGAGGUGAGAUUCCGAUGCGAGGAACGGAUCCGAAUCAACCGUACCGUAUGCCCCAGGAACAGCAGAAGAGUUCCUUGGAUGACACGGACGGCUUGAAGCUGAAGCUCGAGGCCAAUCUCGAAAUCGAAAUCGAGCUCAAGGCAUCCAUUAGGGGUGACCUUACCUUGUCGUUAUUGUAAGUAUACCCGAACUGCACUGCGCCUUUCCCUCCCGCAUCGACCUAUCUUAGGUUGGUACUUAUUGGGG
Messenger RNA from Trematosphaeria pertusa, 831 nucleotides. RefSeq lists its product as uncharacterized. The record is from RefSeq and is a predicted model, not a curated record. Lineage: Eukaryota; Fungi; Ascomycota; Dothideomycetes; Pleosporales; Trematosphaeriaceae. Bases 273 to 764 code for a protein of 163 amino acids. The transcript has a single exon.